Mesorhabditis spiculigera is the source of this 924-nucleotide messenger RNA. The record is from the annotation of a GenBank genome assembly. NCBI's taxonomy places the organism in Eukaryota, Metazoa, Nematoda, Chromadorea, Rhabditida, Rhabditidae.
AUGAGCCCACCAAGAGCCUUAAUAUUAUUGCUGCCAAUAUUCUUCAAUGGUAUUCACGCACUUCCGCCUCAUUCAACCGUGGAAAACACAGAGGUCGAGAUGGGAAUCGGCCAUUCAACAACCCUCCAAUGUAACGCCCUCACCAACUCUUCACAACGAGUGAUUUGGUUCAAAGAUGGGGCAAUUGUAGCAAAGUUGAAUAGCACCCAAGCAGCCAUCUACCUCGAUCGGCCACCGGCCAACCGUGAGAAAUCGAUUACGUUUCCUGGAAGUCUGACAAUCCGCAACGCUACCCUGGACGAUGCCGGAAAAUACUGGUGUCAAGAGGAGUCGAGCGGAACCAAAGGGGAUGUUUAUGAGAUAAAGCUAGCCUACGUGAAGCUCCAUGAGGUCCGCGAGAUUCGGGUCAAGCCUACUGCCCCUAAGCUUGGGCAGAGGAUCGCGAUGUACUGUCCGAACGUGACGCUCGUCGGCGGGCCGGCACUUUUGUAUUGGAAUUUUGACGGCGUCCCCGUAAACUGGGAUAACCACGACGGGAACCUGCGGCCAUACGAUCGUGAUCGAAUGCUGGUCAUUGAAGAGCUAAAAAAUACCGAAGCCGGCGUCUUUGAGUGCUUCUAUAAUCACUGGACCGGUCCGGUAGCUUUCCGGAUGCGGAUACAGCCUAUGGAAGCUGAUCCGGCAUACGAUGACGGGAUGCUGAUCUACACCCUAAACUACAACAACGCGAUGUUCCGGCAUGCUCUGUUGUGCUUUAUCACGAUUUGUUUGGUGGCUAGCGCCUUCCUGCUAACCUACGUGCUGGUAGCGUGCUGCCGCCGGGAUAGCCGACUGACGUUUUGGCCGCAAAGGGUCUACUCGAGUCUGGGCCCCGGUUUCCGGAAGCCCAUCUUUCCGCAGCCCGACUACGUCGUCCGCGCCCAC